UUUACGACAUGCGUGGAAGAGCUUGAGUGAUCGCUGCUUAGAUAUGCAGCUCUGCCAUCGGCACGGAGUAUGAAAAUUUGUUACAGUGCUGCCGGCGAUAACUAGCGGAUUGUGAGCUAUUGUGAAUCGACUAUCAACCAUUCUCACAGGGAAACGGUCCCGCUGAAUAAGACCGAAGACCUCUUAUAAUAAAAGUAGCCAUAUACAGAAACUAAUCUCGAACAUGGCAGAUCUCAAUGUAGCCACGAUGAUGUCGCUGGCUGGACGAGUAGGACUAGUUACGGGCGGCGGAACGGGGAUAGGAUUCAUGAUUGCUAAAGCAUUUGCUGCAAACGGAGCCAAGGUAUAUAUCACUGGCCGAAGGCUGGACGUGCUCAAGGAGGCCGCCGCCUCGCUUACGAACGUCCCAGGAUCUCUUGUCCCACUGCAGAUGGACGUAACGGACGAAGAGGCCGUCAAAGCCAGCGCCAAGCACAUCGAAGGAAUCGAUGGCAGGCUUGAUAUUCUUGUCAACAACGCCGGGUUUAAUGCCUCCCUUCGCGACCCAGAUUUCUCCCAAAAGAAGCUAGCGGCAUCAGAUCCCUUCGAACCCGAGACAGUACAGAACUGGAUGGAUAUCUUCGCGUUAAAUACCAUCGCGCCAUUCUUCGCCGUCCGCGCCUUCCAAUCCCUCCUCAUCAAAGGAGCGCAUUCCCGUCCUCAAGGCACGUCAAGCGUCAUCAACGUCAGCAGCGUGGGGGCAAAGAUUAACACUGCAGUAUCAGUAGGCACUUUAGCGUACGGCCCGACGAAAGCAGCCUUGGACAAGCUCACCCUCGUUCUGGCGACGAGCUUUGCCGGGAGGGGUAUCCCGAUUCGGGUGAACGCGCUGCAGCCUGGAGUGUUUGCGUCACAGAUAGGUAGUCCCGAGAUCAUGGAAGUGAUCAAAACGAAGCCAUUACCUGGGUUUGUAGCCCCAAUACCCGAGGGGAGGCAAGGGACUGAUGCGGAGAUGGGGAUGGCGGCAAUUUAUUUGGCAGUAUCUGACUAUACGAACGGGGCGGCUUUGACUGUUGGUGGUGGAAUAGCGUUGGUCAAUCCCUGAAGAGUUGAUCUUCGAUCUUCGUGCACUUUUUUUUAUGGCUCCUCUUGCUUUAAGCCUUUCAUGUAAACAGAUCCAUUCUUGACCCGCUCCGUAAGGUGCUUUCUCUGCCCUGUUUAUGCUUUUUUCUCGAGGUGGGUGAAAGAUAAGGGAUGGCUGACAACUUGAGGCUUAGGCGAUUGUCAUGAGUCGCUUUCAUACACUAUAUGUAUCUAGGGCUCGUCAUGGUGUGCAAACAAACUGCCAGUUAUUUUCUUCUAAAGUGGUUUUCCAGUUUAAGGGCAUGUAGUGCUAGAAGUCUGGCCCGUCAAGUUUGUCCUACACACGAUAAUAUCGAUUAACA
Molecule: messenger RNA, 1424 nt
Organism: Desarmillaria tabescens
Lineage: Eukaryota; Fungi; Basidiomycota; Agaricomycetes; Agaricales; Physalacriaceae
Product: short-chain dehydrogenase
Exons: 6
Coding region: 224-1084 (286 amino acids)
Source: RefSeq, a predicted model, not a curated record